This is a messenger RNA of Medicago truncatula (barrel medic), 477 nucleotides long. Its product is annotated as protein SOB FIVE-LIKE 6. Lineage: Eukaryota; Viridiplantae; Streptophyta; Magnoliopsida; Fabales; Fabaceae. The record is from RefSeq and is a predicted model, not a curated record. The transcript is spliced from 2 exons. Bases 1 to 477 code for a protein of 158 amino acids. Gene Ontology annotation, biological process: cytokinin biosynthetic process.
AUGGAUAUAUCUGCCUCAAAAUAUAGUGAUGCUAGUGAAUCUGGUUGGACUCACUACUUGGUCCAAUCCUCUUUUUCUGAGAGUUAUUUCCAAAGUAAAGAUGAGAUUGUAGAGAAUGAAGGAAAAGGAGCUAGAAUGGUCAUGGAUGAGAAGGAGGAAUCUGAAGAAGAUUUAUCAAUGGUAUCUGAUGCAUCAUCUGGACCUCCACAUUAUGACAAUGAAUACCAAUGUGAGAAUUGGUAUACAUGUCUUUCUUCAACAACCAAAGAAACCCAAAAGAAGAAAAAAGUCAAAGAAUAUGAUACAAGUCAACAACCUUCACCUCUUGAUGACACUGCUAGCUCUCAAUUUUUCAGUUGUCCCAAACAGAGUCACAAGAAGAAAGACAAAGACAGUUUCUUAAGGAAUGGAGCAGUGAGGAGUGCACUAGAUUUUUCUGAGUGUAUAUCUGCAACAACAAUAAAUGUUCAACUCUAG